Messenger RNA from Dicrocoelium dendriticum, 366 nucleotides. Lineage: Eukaryota; Metazoa; Platyhelminthes; Trematoda; Plagiorchiida; Dicrocoeliidae. The record is from the annotation of a GenBank genome assembly.
AUGCAGAUGCAAAUCAUACUGGCUUGGCAGUAUCCAAAUAUGUUGUUGAUGAAGGAGUUCCCGUGGUAUGCGAAGUAUUCUCUUAUAACCGACUAUCCAAUUUCAGAUCCGAUAAUGCGUGUGUUUAAUCACACAAUCACCCCGGACGCCGAAUUUGUUGUAUGGAAUUCAUCAUGCCAAAGAAUAAAUAGCCAAACAGCUGGUGGUCGUUUACUGAUAAAUUUAAAGACGACUACACCAGUAUUUGGAAAGGCAGCUGGAAAGAAUGCGCGCAAAUUGGAGAAACUGCUUGCAAGUUUCUUAAAAUCUCUGACUAAAAGCGUGCAAAUGAGCAUAAAAGUCAAACGUAAGUCAUUUAAAGUUUAA